AGCUUCUACGAAUAACUCAGCAAGACAUUACAUCUUGCUUAAGACCGUCGCAUCCCUCAUAACCCUGGCUGUAGACUUGCACGCAUGCACUGUGAUCCUGACUAGGGAUACCACCGCUUGCUCCGAUGGACCACAAACGAAAAGCGAGCGCCUCUAAUGGUGCCGCCUCUUCAGAUACCGAGGAGCGCGAAGAACGCGCUGCAAAGCGUCAGAGGCUUUCUGAGCAAUACGAUCUCAGCAAGGGCGAAACUCCGGAGUCCACAACAGCCCAUGGGCUGUUCCUCCUCGAACAAAUUCGUCGCACGGCAGACAAGAAUGGGCGCAAGAUAGCGGGCUAUUUCGAGAAACUCCUCCCCCGAGAAGGCAAUGAAGAAUACUACAAGCAAACGCGGAUGCCCAUCUCCCUUGAAAUGAUCGAACAGAAACUUAUCGACCAGGAAUUCGCGAACCUCACUGAACUCGAGAGCUAUUUUAAGCGCAUGGUUUGUAACGCUAAGGACUUCUACCCGCGCAAUUCGUCCACCUUCGAAGACGCCGAAAGGGUUCGCAAGGCUCUGAGCAAUUACAUGACCAAGAAGAAUCCUGCAUAUCAAAAAGGAAAUUACGUUGCCUUUCCCACACCUCUACCUCCCGAAGCCGACGAGAGGGUCGAAGAACGUCCUACCACGCCUACCUCUCAUCGUCGCCCCGCAUCCAGUGCUUCCACGACCCGGAGCAUGGCUUCGGCAUCGGGCACACCGGCGCCCCGUGAAGACCGCGAGACGGAUUCGACAGAGGAAGUGGCGAAAGACGUCGAGGAAACCGCGAAGGACAUCGAAGAGAGCGCGAAGAAAGUUGAGGAGAGCGUCGAGCGCGAAGAGAAUGGGGAAGCCGAUGAAGAGGAAGAACGCCCGGCCUCGAAGCGCACUUCUAUCAUCCUUCGUCGUGGCCCAGGCCGUAGGUCUGCCGGUCGCUCCAGCAGCACCCCACAAAGCAACGCGCCUGUCUCCCGGUCGAUCGGCCGCAAGGAUGAUAAUGUCUUUCUUGACGUCCCCUACAAAGAACUGAACUUUCAGGAAGCCCAGGAGAAGAUCGUUGAAGAGAUGAUGCGGAAGAAGGAUGAAGAAGCUGGCCUGCCGUAUUUCGAUGAAUUCCUCAACCUUCCCCCACGCUCUUUCAAGGAAUAUUAUCAGGUCAUCAGGCAACCUCUCUCCAUCAAAAAGCUUCAGAAGCUGGUCAAGGGUAUCCACGGUCGAAAGGAAAACACAGGGAUCUCCGAUUUUAAGAGCUGGGCCGCAUUUGAGGAGACGGCGAGUUUGCUGUGGCGGAACGCCUACUACUUCAACACGGACGAAAGCGCAAUUUAUGCGCUGGCAAAGGAAUUAGAGGCUUUCUUCCGCGAUCAACUUGCACAAGCUAAGAAGGUGGUUGACGAACCGCCCCAGCCGAAGAUCAAGCUCAAGCUUUCGAACGACCAGUCCACGCCGACACCUUCCUCCAAAAAGAUCACCAUUCAGGUUAAUACGAGAGGUGUUUCCACCGAUACUCCUGCGCCUUCUGCCACGGCUCAGUCCGAGGAAUCUCGCGGGAGCGAACAGCCUUCAGUCCCCAAUGGGACCGAUACCACCGCUGCCAUAGCUGCAGCUGCCAGGUCCGGAACACCACAGCAACGUCUCGACGCCAAUGGGCCUCUGGUUGCAGAAGGAGCGAAGAGCACCUCGGCCGCUUCUCCAAGGCCACCUGCGCCCAACGGUGCCACCAAGGAGGACACCGGCGCGGCGGCAACCCCUGCCCAGGUAGCUGAGCCAGGUCAGCCGGCCCCAUCCGCACAACCUGUUCUUGGCACAGUGGCGACGAGUACCGCCAAAUUUCACCCUGUUCAUCCAACGGAGACAAGGAGAGAACCUACCAUUAUGGACCAGAUAUACCGCCUCCCUGGAAAAGGCCCGGAUGAUGCUCUCCUUCAAUUGUUGCGCAUUCAGACCCAUCCCAUGCUCAACUUCGAACGCAGGCACGUUUUCGACCUUCGUCCUCACGAGCUAACGGUUCGUCAAUGCGUAGCGAUGCACAUGCCGCCGAACCAUGUGCGUAUUCAAAUCAUCGUCAACGUGCUUGCCUCCCUGCGACAACAACAGCGACAUUACAAGCUGUGGGUGGCCAUCAACAAACAAUUGCUUGCUCCGCAGGCACCCAUGCCAGGGCAGGCCUUCCCCCCUAACACGCUCGUCUUCGACGCACAACUGCAAGCCGCAUCGGUCAACCUCAUCGAGGUGGAAAUCGUCGCAGGGCUUCCUAAGGGCCAGCGAGCCCUCAACGGCGCAGAUUACGAGGUCGAGCAGUUUUCUGUACUUGCCAACGUCGUCAGAAACUAGGCGGACCCUGCGGUGCUUGAGCUCGUAUUUCCUCGUGCCAGCAUCAG
Molecule: messenger RNA, 2398 nt
Organism: Sodiomyces alkalinus F11
Lineage: Eukaryota; Fungi; Ascomycota; Sordariomycetes; Glomerellales; Plectosphaerellaceae
Exons: 6
Coding region: 126-2351 (741 amino acids)
Biological process (GO): chromatin remodeling
Cellular component (GO): RSC-type complex
Molecular function (GO): protein binding
Source: RefSeq, a predicted model, not a curated record